AUGUUCCUCCUGCUGAUCAAGAAAAACUUUUUAUCCAGAAGUUACGACAAUGUUGUGUACUUUUUGACUUUGUUUCUGAUCCACUAAGUGACCUGAAGUGGAAAGAAGUAAAACGAGCAGCUUUAAGUGAAAUGGUAGAAUAUAUCACACACAAUCGCAAUGUGAUUACAGAACCUAUUUACCCUGAAGUAGUACAUAUGUUUGCAGUUAAUAUGUUUCGAACAUUACCACCAUCUUCCAAUCCAACGGGAGCAGAAUUUGAUCCAGAGGAAGAUGAACCAACCUUAGAAGCUGCAUGGCCUCAUCUACAGCUCGUUUAUGAAUUUUUCUUAAGGUUUUUAGAAUCUCCAGAUUUUCAACCUAAUAUAGCUAAGAAAUAUAUUGAUCAGAAGUUUGUAUUACAGCUUUUAGAGCUCUUUGACAGCGAAGAUCCUCGUGAAAGAGAUUUUCUUAAAACAACUCUUCACAGAAUAUAUGGGAAAUUCUUAGGCCUAAGAGCUUACAUCCGGAAACAAAUUAAUAAUAUAUUUUAUAGGUUUAUUUAUGAAACAGAACAUCACAAUGGCAUAGCAGAAUUACUGGAAAUAUUGGGAAG
Messenger RNA from Phaethon lepturus (White-tailed tropicbird), 595 nucleotides. RefSeq names its product serine/threonine-protein phosphatase 2A 56 kDa regulatory subunit gamma isoform. The record is from RefSeq and is a predicted model, not a curated record. The transcript is spliced from 5 exons. Gene Ontology annotation, cellular component: cytosol; protein phosphatase type 2A complex; nucleus. NCBI's taxonomy places the organism in Eukaryota, Metazoa, Chordata, Aves, Phaethontiformes, Phaethontidae. Gene Ontology annotation, biological process: signal transduction; protein dephosphorylation. The annotation marks the transcript as partial. Gene Ontology annotation, molecular function: protein phosphatase activator activity.